Pungitius pungitius (ninespine stickleback) is the source of this 6643-nucleotide messenger RNA. RefSeq names its product solute carrier family 8 member 3 (gene slc8a3). Gene Ontology annotation, molecular function: calcium:sodium antiporter activity. The record is from RefSeq and is a predicted model, not a curated record. Gene Ontology annotation, biological process: cell communication; calcium ion import across plasma membrane; sodium ion transmembrane transport. The coding region runs from base 448 to 3321 and encodes 957 amino acids. The transcript is spliced from 8 exons. Gene Ontology annotation, cellular component: postsynapse; axon; sarcolemma. Lineage: Eukaryota; Metazoa; Chordata; Actinopteri; Perciformes; Gasterosteidae.
CCUCGUCAUUGACAGCUCUGCGACCCGGUCAAUCCGUCAGACAGGGAGGAUCCGGGGAGGAGGGCGCCAAGGCAGGAGAGAGGACGAAGGACGAUCACCUCUGGCCAGUUUGAUCCAAUCCCCAAUACCGAGCGAGCUUCGGGACCAGCCCCCCCCCCCCCCCCCUGCGCGAGGACGACGCCGUGGCAUCACCGGGGGGGUUUUGUUGCUCCGAGGAGCACGUUUAACUCCAGAGAUCCAACCAGCGAUGUUACACUGAGACUGUUGACGGAGGGUGAUCUGGACGGCGAAGGAGCCAUAUAGAGCAGGCAGGAGGGAGGGGGGGCGGACAGGAGCUUUUUGCGCGGAACACAAAUCCAGGUGGUGGGUGGAGAAAAAGCACAGCCCAGUGCUGGAUCCCAGGGGGACGGUCAGUGUGGUAAGGACCCUUGAGACGAAGGAGGGUGCAUGGAGGGCUCAAGGCCUGUAAAGCCGGGGUCGUCAGCCUGCCUCUGCUUUGGGCUGGUCUCUGUUGCUGUUGCCUUCCUUUGUACAGAAGCCCGGACCACUCCGAGCCCUCUGCUGACCCCCAGCAAUGCCACCUGCAGGGGAAACGCCAAGUGUCGUGCGGGGAUCAUCCUGCCCAUCUGGUAUCCCGAAGAUCCCUCCAUGGGAGACAAGAUCGCACGGGUCAUAGUGUAUUUUGUGGCCAUGAUCUACAUGUUUCUCGGAGUGUCCAUCAUUGCCGAUCGCUUCAUGGCGGCCAUUGAGGUCAUCACCUCCCAAGAGAGAGAACUUGUCAUCAAAAGGCCCAAUGGGGAAACGACCACCACCACGAUUCGGGUGUGGAAUGAAACUGUCUCAAACCUCACCCUCAUGGCCUUGGGCUCGUCCGCCCCUGAGAUUCUGCUCUCUUUAAUCGAGGUUUGUGGACAUGGAUUCAAAUCGGGCGAGCUCGGGCCCGCCACAAUAGUCGGCAGCGCAGCCUUCAAUAUGUUUGUCAUCAUUGGCCUCUGUGUGUCUGUCAUUCCCCAAGGAGAGGUACGCAAAAUCAAACACCUCAGAGUGUUCUUUGUCACUGCGGGCUGGAGCGUCUUUGCUUAUAUCUGGCUCUACAUGAUUCUGGCUGUGUUUUCUCCCAACGUAGUCCAGGUCUGGGAGGGUUUAGUCACACUGGCCUUCUUCCCCAUAUGCGUACUUCUGGCGUGGGUAGCAGACAGACGGCUGCUCUUCUACAAGUUCAUGCACAAGAAGUAUCGCACCGACAAACACAGAGGCGUCAUCAUUGAGACGGAGGCAGAGCGAUCCAAGGGGAUCGAGAUGGACGGCAAGAUGGUCAACUCUCACUUCAUGGACGGAGGAGGGCCAAGCAAUCUCAUCGGCCUGAUCGAAAGCAAAGAGGUGGACGAGUCGAGGCGCGACAUGAUCCGCAUCUUGAAAGACCUGAAGCAGAAGCACCCAGAGAGAGAGAUGGAUCAGCUGGUGGAAAUGGCAAACUACUACGCUCUUUCGCAUCAGCAAAAGAGCCGCGCCUUCUACCGCAUCCAAGCUACGCGGAUGAUGACGGGCGCCGGGAACAUCCUGAAGAAACACGUCGCAGAGCAGGCCAAGAAGAGCGUCAGCGUGCAGCAGGUUCACGUGGAGGAGCCAGAAGAGUACGUGUCUCGAAUUGCGUUUGAGCCUGCCGUCUACCAGUGCCUCGAGAACUGCGGCGCCGCCAUUCUGACCGUCACCAGAAAGGGCGGCGACAUCAACCAGACGAUCUACGUGGAUUACAAGACGGAGGACGGCUCGGCUAACGCCGGGGCAGACUACGAGUUCUCAGAGGGGACAGUGGUGUUCAAGCCUGGGGAGAUGAUCAAGGAGAUAAACAUUGGCAUCAUAGACGACGACAUCUUUGAAGAGGACGAGCACUUUUUCGUGCGUCUCAGUAAUCUGCGAGUCCUGGAGACAGAGGACGAGGUGCUGUCCCCCAACAGUCUCCAGUACCCGAAAGCCAUGCUGGGCUUUCCCACUGUGGCCACGGUGACCAUUCUGGACGACGAUCAUUCGGGCAUCUUCACCUUUGAGAGCAGCUCGGUGCACGUCAGUGAGAGCAUGGGCAUUAUGGAAGUGAAGGUGCUCAGGACUUCUGGGGCAAGGGGGACGAUCAUUGUGCCUUAUCGCAGCUUGGAAGGACUCGCCAAGGGAGGAGGGGAGGACUUUGAAGACACCUACGGAGAGCUGGAAUUCAAAAACGACGAGACCUGCAAACUCAUUCACGUGAAAAUUAUUGAUGAUGAGGAGUAUGAGAAAAACAAGAACUUCUUCCUGGAGCUGGCUGAGCCUCGCAUGGUAGACAUGAGUCUGCAGAAAGAGACUUUGACGAGAAGAUCAAUAACGCUCUCACGUCUGCACUGUAAAAAUGGAACUACUGGCAGCAUCCAAAGACCGAAAUUGGGGGAAACGGCCAGCAUGGCUUCUUCCAAAGAUGUAACAGACAGGAAGAUGACAUCAGACGAGGAGGAAGCCAGGCGCAUCGCAGAGAUGGGAAAACCGGUGCUGGGGGAACACUCCAAGCUGGAAGUCAUUAUUGAGGAAUCGUACGAGUUUAAGAGCACAGUGGACAAGCUGAUCAAGAAGACCAACCUGGCGCUGGUGGUGGGAACCAACUCCUGGAGAGACCAGUUCAUGGAGGCCAUUACCGUCAGUGCAGAUGAGGAUGAAGAGGACACUGGGGAAGAGAGGCUACCGUCCUGUUUCGACUACGUCAUGCACUUCCUCACCGUCUUCUGGAAGGUCCUGUUCGCGUGCGUCCCUCCCACGGACUACCUGAACGGCUGGGCCUGCUUCAUCGUGUCCAUCGUCAUCAUCGGCCUCCUCACGGCCGUCAUCGGCGACCUGGCGUCUCACUUCGGCUGCACCAUCGGCCUCAAGGACUCAGUCACUGCCGUGGUGUUUGUGGCGCUUGGUACAUCUGUCCCAGACACCUUUGCCAGUAAGGUAUCAGCAGUCCAAGACACGUACGCAGACGCCUCCAUCGGGAACGUGACGGGCAGCAACGCCGUCAACGUCUUCCUGGGAAUCGGCCUGGCCUGGUCGGUGGCGGCGAUCUACUGGCACAUGAAGGGGAAGCCGUUCGUGGUGGAAGCCGGCUCCCUGGCCUUCUCCGUCACUCUCUUCACCAUCUUCGCCUUCCUGGCCAUCUCGGUGCUGCUUUACCGGCGCCGGGCGCAUAUCGGAGGAGAACUUGGCGGGCCCCGGGGACACAGACUGGCCACGUCAGCCUUCCUUUUCGGCCUCUGGUUGCUUUACAUCCUCUUCUCCAGUCUGGAGGCCUACUGUCAUAUAGAGGGUUUCUAAACAGGAAAGACAACACAUACAGGGGUUCAAAUACAACUUUAUAAGGAAACCAAAUUCUCACUGGGGAAUUUGGGUCAGUCUUGUAUGUAUGAAACGGCAGGAGAGGUAGACCCAGGGUUUUCCCUCUCUCUCUCUCUCUCUCUCUCUCUCUCUCUCUCUCUUUCUCUCUCUCUAUGUCUCUCUCCCUCAACUCUUCCUGUAAGGAUGCUUGGAGGUGAGUAAGGAGAGCCGCCCUGAGCCCGUGCGAGUGUGCUUACAGUUGGGAUUGGGUUUCCACCGAGUCCAGAAGAUGCCGAGGUGGUCCUGCAUUCCACUGCAAGACACCGCAGUGAUAUCUGGAGAGAGCUGAGUUAAUCAGCGGUCUAUAUUUUUCUCAACAUCUGGCAAGAACGACUUUUGAAAAAAAAAAUAUUUUGGGGAUAAAAAUGCAAAACAAUUCAUUAAAAAAAAGAAGUAAAACACACACACACACAUACACGAAGGAAUAAGAGAACUAUUUUCUGAUCUAUAUUAAAGAAUAGCAAAAUAUGAUAUUGUAAAAGGGUGACAGUGGGAUGGAGUCAUAGCAUUUAUUUUUAUUUGUAUAGUUUCCUAAGCAGCACUGCAGAGUUAUCAGAAAUCACACGAAGAGGAAGGAGAAGAGAAAGGGGGGGGGGGAGGAAGAGGAGGAUGAUGAGGAGUACAAAUCACCAUUCAAACAGGCGAGGAGGAAGAGCUGGACAUGGUCAAACUACCCUGAACAUUACUUCCGUACUCUAUACCUAUCUAUAUAUAAUAUAUUUCCAUAUUUUCUGUAUGUUUUGAAUAUUCGUUUAAAUGUGGUCCCCAUCUGCUCUAACAACGGAGGAUUGGGUUGGCAGAGCGGACGGGAGAGGGAGGGGGCUUAACUAUAUACUGGAACGAUGAGUUAUGUAUCUUGCCUAGGUAAAAGUAUGCCAUUGUAUUUUAUUUCUUUAUUGAUAUCUUGGUCUCACUCGAGUUUUCACCUUUUCAGUCCGAAAAAAAGAAGAAGAAAAAAAAACGUGUUGAUGCAGAGAUAAAUUCAAAGGUAUUUUUGUACUCUUCCUUCCAUGCACUUUGCUGUAUAGCUCUAUUUAUGGAGACUUCUACUCGUACACGUGCAAAAGGCCAACAAUAAAGGUGCCACUAUGGACUGAACAGAGUGCCUGUGGAGGGGGAGGCGUUCGCUGCAGCCGCCCACACUGACCAGCUCUUUGCUCAACUUAAGAGUUUCUUCCUAAAAUGGUGCCUAACCAUUUUUUAAAGCUGCGUUAAUAUAUUUUUGGCCACUCGGGUGCAGCACAAAACACAACAUCUGGCGUUUGAUAACCUUAUAGAGCGGCAUAGCAUCAUUGUGUGGUACCCGUAUGUGCUGAGGUCUCACCAUGUUCCAAGUGAAUAUCUAUACAGUUCAAACCGUCCUUAUUUUAACACAUUUAAACAACAAAUAAAACCGUCAGCAUUGUUUGGUGUGUUUAGAUUGUUGACCUAGAUUUGCAAAAAGUGUUGCCUGGUGACGUUGUUCCUGCAACUGAUGACGUGUGGGCCCUCGUUUGCAAUCAUAUGGAGUCAUGCUUUUUUUUAAAUAGAUGUUAGUCCGAUUUUUACAUUUAACGCUGUUUUGUUGGUUUUUAGGCUGGAUAAUAUCUUUGACUGAGGUUGGGUGCUGUAAAGGUAGCAAACCUCACCGCCAAAAAAAAUAACUGGUAACUGCUUACUUUGGGGUUUUAGAAUAAGUGCAGCUUUAACAAAGAUAAAUCCUAAUUUUCUAAUAUAAAAUGUGAGUGGUCUGUAGGUGUUUUGUUGGCUGCGCUUUAGAAGAAUGACUCACAUUUGGAUCAAUGCUUUUCCGUAACAGCCUUUACUUUAUUCAUUAUGUAAAGAGAGGGGGGUCAAUGCUGCUCAUUUUGGUUGGAAACUCUUGAGUGAGGACGCAGGUGUGGGGUGAAGCCUCAUGCUGAAUGCUGUUUAACACACGACUGGUGCUUUGUCUUUAAAAACGAGUAUUUAAAAAACACACAAAUUACAUAUGGGAACUCCUAAGAAGCAGUAUGUUUAUGACUACAUUUGAAUAAAUGUUAAUAUAUAAUAAAUCCAUUCUUGGCUCAUUUAAAAACCACCCAAGCGAUUACCAAAGAGGUGUGAGGAAACAUCUGUUAAAAAAGUGAAAGAAAAUCCAAAAAGAAACAAAAAAGAGUGAGUAAGUGGCAGUGACACUGUUCCCGCAAUGGGGGUGUCAAUCUUUAUUCCCCGUGGUCAUCCCUUCUUCUACUGGUCUACGUAGCACUCUUCCUCCUCCUCUUCGUCCUCAGUGAUCUUCCUUUGUGGUGGGCAGUGGUGUAAAUACGUCUUGUGGUUGAAUCGGAUGCCCUGGACCAAACCUGCUCACCCCACUCGUCUCUCUCUAUCACAUGUAAACACACACACACACACACACACACACAGAGUAGAGUGAUGGAUCCACCGCUGCACAGGAGGGAGGACACUGGGCUGACUGUCCCACUAAAAACCCACAUUAUGUACAUAACUUUCAGUGUAUGUUUACAUUGACACGGCAUCGGUGUCCUGGGGGGGGAAGGGAAGGAGGGAGGGGGGGGGGGGCAUGUCAACAAGUCUCACAUCCCAUCUACAGCUUCAUCUGAGCCAGUGGAAGUAUGGUGUUUUUGUUAUCCUCUUUUUUGCGGGUCACUUUGUGGCCCUUUACCUUGUUCAGAGUCCUGAGAUGUUUUCGACAUCGAGUCCAGCAGGUAUUGAUGAUGUCACAGAAUUACCAGUGUUCUUAUGUUGAUCUUUGCCUUUUAGAGGCUGUUUGUGUUGGACUCUUCAUUUUCAUUUGCCGGGGGUGUGUUGUGCUGAGCGACGGCCCGUGUGAGUUUGUGUGCCGUGCAUGUUGCCAGGCUGCUUCACACUAGUGUGUGUUUGUGUGUGUGUGUGUGUGCACCCAGGUGAGGUUCUUCUUCACAGGGGCUCUCAUUUGGAUCUGUCAUUAUGUCUUAAAAUACAUGUCUUAAUUCUGUAAAAGAGCAAAAAUAUUUAUUAAUCAUGUCAUCUCUUAAGGCAGCAUUUUUUUUCUAUUCAUCGCCGUAUAGAAAUUGGACUGAUGAUGAUGUUGUGAGACACUGAGAAAUGCUUAAAUGAUCGGGGGAAUACUGUUCUUUUUUACUUCUAGAGGGACAUAUUUUAAUGGUUGGGUAUGUUUUUUUCUGGCCUUCAAUGAGAUGUCAAAAAAAAAGCAAAUUUCCAAAGCUCAAAAGUGUUUUGAGAUUAAAGUGUUUUGUUUAUUUUACUGUGGAAUAAAAGCAGCUUCCUGGUUCACAAGCAA